CGCUGUGGGGCCGGGCUGCGCCGUGCUGGAGGCGGCCUUCCAGCGGUACUGGGCGCUGCUCUUCGCCGCCGCCCGCCCGACCGAGAAUGAGCCAUCCUGGGGGAUGCCCUGCACUCAGCUCCUGGUCUUUGUUGCCACACCGGGCUGUGAUGGGUUUCCCAGCCUGGACUCCAAGGAGAGCUAUAAGCUGUCUGUCUUGGAAGGCUCCUUGCUGCUCUCUGCGGAUGCUGUCUGGGGAGCUCUCAGAGGCCUGGAAACAUUCAGCCAGCUCGUUGGGAGAGAUGAGAACGGCACGUACUACAUCAACAAGACAGAAAUUGUGGAUUUUCCCCGCUUCCCUCACCGGGGACUGUUGCUGGACACCUCUCGUCACUACCUGCCCCUGAGAGCCAUCCUGGAAACUCUGGAUGUCAUGGCUUACAACAAGUUCAAUGUGUUUCACUGGCACAUUGUGGACGACCCGUCUUUCCCCUAUGAGAGCUUGACUUUCCCAGAGCUCAGCAAGCAGGGAGCCUUCAAUGCUAUGACCCACGUGUACACAGCCAGUGACGUGCAGACAGUGAUUGAGUAUGCCCGGCUGCGUGGCAUCAGAGUCAUUGCAGAGUUUGACACUCCUGGGCACACCCUCUCCUGGGGUCCAGGUGCUCCGGGCCUCCUGACUCCCUGCUAUUUGGGCAAGGAUCCUUCUGGGACCUAUGGGCCCAUCAACCCCAUUCUUAACAGCACCUACCAGUUUGUGACCAGUUUGUUUCAAGAGGUCAGCGCUGUGUUCCCAGACUUCUUUCUUCACCUUGGUGGUGAUGAGGUGGACUUCACCUGCUGGAAGUCCAAUCCGAAAAUUCGUGCCUUCAUGAAGGAGAUGGGCUUUGGUGAAGAUUACAAAAAAUUAGAGUCGUUCUACAUCCAGAGGCUUCUGGAUAUCAUCUCUUCCCUCAGCAAAGGUUACAUUGUGUGGCAGGAGGUCUUUGACAACAGAGUGAAGGUGAGGCCAGAUACCAUCAUCCACGUGUGGAAGGAGAACUCCAUACCGUACAUGGAGGAGAUGGCGAAUGUCACCAAGGCUGGCUACCGGGCUCUGCUCUCUGCCCCCUGGUACCUCAACCGCAUCUCCUAUGGGCAGGACUGGAUGGCAGCCUACCAGGUGGAGCCCUUGAAGUUCGAAGGCAGCCCUGAGCAGAAGGAUCGGGUGAUCGGCGGAGAGGCGUGCAUGUGGGGCGAAUACGUGGACGUCACUAACCUGGCCCCCAGGCUCUGGCCGAGAGCUGGGGCCGUAGCCGAGAGACUGUGGAGUAACGCGACUGUCAGGGACCUGCAAGAUGCCUACGUGCGGCUGGCCGACUUUCGCUGCAAGCUUCUCAGGCGUGGUGUCCAGGCGCAGCCUCUCUACAUAGGAUACUGUGAAAAUGAAUUCGACUCCGUCCCUGCAGAGAGAAGGUGAUGAAAAGGUGUGGGCUCCCCCAGUUUUUUCACCUUGACCUCCCACCGUCUGCACCUGACCAAGGCACUACCUGUGCCAGGACAGGUGACACCCCACCUUGGGUUUGCUUCUGUGGCCUUCCGUGCACCAGCGGUCAACUUUGUGGUGGUGGUUCCUCUCCUUGUCUCUCUCUCUUCUCUCUCUGCCUACGUCCGGGCAGAAGGCUUGCCUGCAAGCCACCGUCUCUGCUGUCCUAAACCGUGUCUGCAGCCAUCUCCUCUUCUGGCUUAUCCCGAGAAGAAGACAGUCUGAAGCUUCUCCAAGGAGACCUUGCAAACCUGGUGUGAGCGGUGUGUAGAUAUUACGGAGUCACUGCUCAGCUCUUCAAUCAGCUGUUGCGUCUGCUCAAGAUUUGGCCAACUGAUCCAUCCUCCAACAGCGCAGGCACUGUUGUCCUUGGGGUGGGGAGCUCAGCUCCAGGUCUCCUACAUCCAGAGGGGUUUGGUUUGGAUAGUAUCCUCCUUGGAGAAGAGAGUGGUGGUACUACUGUCCCGCAGAGCUGGGACAGCCGUGGUUCUUGUCCUUUGAUGGUUGUGGUUGCUGCACUGGAAACCCUGUCCAGCUGGAAUGGGGUGAUCUCUCGAGGAGAAA
Molecule: messenger RNA, 2068 nt
Organism: Haliaeetus leucocephalus (bald eagle)
Lineage: Eukaryota; Metazoa; Chordata; Aves; Accipitriformes; Accipitridae
Gene: HEXA
Product: hexosaminidase A (alpha polypeptide)
Exons: 15
Coding region: 104-1438 (444 amino acids)
Biological process (GO): carbohydrate metabolic process; ganglioside catabolic process; glycosaminoglycan metabolic process
Cellular component (GO): membrane
Molecular function (GO): beta-N-acetylhexosaminidase activity
Source: RefSeq, a predicted model, not a curated record